UUGUCUGCCGCUCCCGCUGCGUCGCUGUUUGAACCGUUGGCCCUCCUGCUGCUCAUCUCCAGCCUCCAUCGAUCGGUCGCAGCCAUGUCCAAAUCCAGGUCUGGAUUCCUGUUCUCCCGCAAGGCCACUGCCAACGCCGCCUCCAACGAAGCGACGCCCACCGAGACGGCACGGCUCGAGCUGACCCUGGCCGAGCAGCCCGCCAAGGAGCUCAACAUCCUGGUCAUGGGCGAGACUGGGGUGGGCAAGUCAACCCUCAUCAACGCCAUCGCCAACUACCUGAGCUUUGACAGCCUGGACAGCGUCCGUUCAGACGACGUCCUCUCCCUCAUCCCCACAAAGUUUCACAUCUACCCCGACAACAGCGUCGUCCCCGUCGAGAUCUCGUCCAAGACCCUCACGGUCGAGAAAGUCGCUGAAGCCAACUUGAACGAGGAGCUGGUCCAGGGUCAAUCCUCGACCCAGCUUGCCCGCACCUAUGUCUUCAACACCAGGCUCACCAGCGGCGACCUCGUCAGGGUGCAGCUCAUUGAUACCCCGGGCAUGGGCGACACCCGCGGAAUCGAUCGGGACAAGCAAAAUAUGCGGCACAUCAUCGGCUAUAUCUCAAACUACCCUCAGAUCAAUGCCGUCCUGAUCCUGCUCAAGCCAAACAACAGCCGGCUGACCGUGUGGUUCCGAUACUGCCUCCAGGAGCUCCUCAAGAGCCUCCAUCGCGAAUGCAUCAAGAACCUGUAUUUCAUGUUCACCCACUCCAGAAGUACCUAUUAUCGGCACGGCGACACACUCCCUGCGCUGAAAUCCCUCCUUGAGACCAUCAAGCAUGACAUCGGUCUCGAGAUCCCCAUCAAUAACACCAACACCCUCAUGGUCGACAACGAAGCGUACAGGUUUCUACUUGCCAGGGACGAGGUCGCAUUCGACCCGAGGCAGGAAGCAGACAUGCGAGAGUCAUGGAGACGUUCCUCCGAAACCCUCCACCGCUUCCUAAGGAGCAUUGCCGACACCGCCAGCCACAACACCGAGAAGACCGUUCUGCUCUUUCGCGUGCGGGCCCAUGUCCUUGAGCUGUUCAAGCCGCUGAUGGAUGUCACAGCAAACAUCGCUGCCAACAAGCGGUCCCUGGAUCAACAGAUUGAAGCCAUCAGCAACAAAUACGUCACCGUCCACCAGCUCCAAGCCGAGCGCAAGCUCACUCUACUCGUGCCACAAAAGCGCGACCUUGACGAGCCUGCCCUGGUUUGCGCCCAUCCGGACUGCAUCAAGCACGUCGAGAAGAAGGAGGACGGAGAGCUGAGAGAAUUCAAGCAGAAAUGCCACGAGGUCUGCUACCACGGCAGUUGGACCAGCGGCUGGAUCAUCUUCAGCCAGGUCCCGAUCUACUUUUGCCCAUCCAUCAAUUUCUGGGGUUAUUGUCGUGAAAGCCAGUGCGGACAUCACAUCACAUGGCACAGUAACGUCCGCUACGAUUACACAUUCAGCGUCGUCGACAUCAUCAACGAAGAGAUCCAGCGCCGCCUUGACAGCGAGCACGACGAAAGCAAAAAAAUAGCUCUUGCCAUCUGGGAGCUCGAAUCAGCCCUGCGGGACCUGAAGGCCGAGGAGAAGCGGAUCACCGCCAUUGCCGCCAGAUUUGCGGUGUUCAUUCGGCAUAACGGCAUCGUCGCCUACAACGAUGCGCUUCUCGAAUACUUGGCCAAGCUCACCGAAGAAGAGACCCCUGUGUUGCAAAGACACUCUUCCGAGGGUCCCAUCCAGCCGUUGGACAGCAUGCAAAGCCUGAGGAGCAUGAAGGAAACAUACGAGGAAGAGCAAAGGCUGUUGGACAACAGCGAUGGCGAGGCGAACGUGCCACUCCUUAGUGCGGAGGAAAUUGAGGCGCUCAUCAACGAGCUGCCCAGGCUCAAGCACUCUGGCGAGUUUUUCUCAACGUUCCAGGAAUCCCAGGCGCUUCGGACCCAGGCUGUGAGUCUCGUUGUUGUCCAGCCCACAGUGCCAAAGCGCCCCGUCAUUCGGUGAUCCAAUCGAGUCUGCAGGCCUGUCAUGCGGCUGGUGCGUUCGCCAUGGAAUACAGCGAUUUGGGAAGACAAGGGGACAAAUCGUCUCGUUCGGACCAAUACACGCAGCCGUGGAUCAUAU
This is a messenger RNA of Polychytrium aggregatum, 2139 nucleotides long. RefSeq lists its product as uncharacterized. The transcript has 2 exons. The record is from RefSeq and is a predicted model, not a curated record. The coding region runs from base 85 to 2019 and encodes 644 amino acids. Lineage: Eukaryota; Fungi; Chytridiomycota; Chytridiomycetes; Polychytriales.